GAUCCACGAAGAGAUUAACCAGGUGAUUGGACCCCACCGGAUCCCGAGUGUGGACGACAGGGUCAAGAUGCCCUACACGGAUGCCGUGAUCCACGAGGUCCAGAGACUGACGGAUAUCGUGCCCAUGGGCGUCCCGCAUAACGUCGUCCGGGACACUCAGUUCCGAGGCUACCUUCUGCCCAAGGGCACCGACGUGUUUCCUCUGCUUGGCUCCGUCCUCAAAGACCCCAAAUACUUCCGCUACCCAGACGCCUUCUACCCGCAGCACUUCCUGGAUGAGCAGGGACGCUUCAAGAAGAACGAAGCCUUUGUGCCUUUCUCCUCCGGAAAGCGCGUCUGCCUGGGAGAGGCCAUGGCCCGCAUGGAGCUCUUCCUCUACUUCACCUCCAUCCUUCAGAACUUCUCCCUGCGCUCGCUGGUGCCACCUGCUGACAUCGACAUCACGCCCAGGGUCUCAGGCUUUGGCAACAUCCCUCCCACCUACCAGCUCUGCCUCAUGGCCCGCUGAGCGCCCCCUACCGGGCGCGGGAGGAGCCGGCGGAGACCAGAGCCAAGCCCACGCGUGUGCGCCAGCCCCACUCCCUACACCCUCUCAGCAGCCCUGAGCCUGCGCUGGUCCACGGCCUCGGGCCACAGCCAGCGAGGGCCUCCUGCGACCUAGAGCCUUGUUUGUCUCCCCAGCAGAAAAGCAAUCACCUGCCCAAGAUAUGGGCGAUGGCCUUUGCAUCUACUUUGUCUUGAUCCCCUCCCGCUGCUUCUUGUAGAUCCCACCUUCGUGUUCCUUCGUCUUUGUCCUGACAGUCACCAAGUGCGGGACACACCCCCCGCGUCCCCAUGCUCAUACCCUCCACCCCAGACGCAACAUGGCAAUCAAGACUGGUUGUGUUGUUGACAUCAAUAGGACUCUGCAGUCAGUUUAAACGGUGUCUUGGACUCUCUUGUUUUCCUGCUCAUCAGCAGACAGAUACUCCUUGGGCUCGGCUAUUCUUGCCACAUGCAGCCUCAACCAUCUCGCUCCCUCUCCCUGGCCAUGGUCUCCUUAAACCACGUUUUCUGCUUGUCCUCAGUUCCCAGUACUCCCCAAUCCACUUCUGAGAAAUAGA
This is a messenger RNA of Condylura cristata (star-nosed mole), 1103 nucleotides long. Its product is annotated as putative inactive cytochrome P450 2G1. Gene Ontology annotation, cellular component: intracellular membrane-bounded organelle; cytoplasm. NCBI's taxonomy places the organism in Eukaryota, Metazoa, Chordata, Mammalia, Eulipotyphla, Talpidae. Gene Ontology annotation, molecular function: heme binding; iron ion binding; oxidoreductase activity, acting on paired donors, with incorporation or reduction of molecular oxygen, reduced flavin or flavoprotein as one donor, and incorporation of one atom of oxygen. Gene Ontology annotation, biological process: xenobiotic metabolic process. The transcript is spliced from 3 exons. The record is from RefSeq and is a predicted model, not a curated record. The coding region runs from base 68 to 508 and encodes 146 amino acids.